AUGGCUGUUGAUCCAUCUUCAAGUUUAAGACUUUGUCGUUUACAUGUAUGGCCAAAUUAUCCGGGUCUAGGUUUUACUCUCGAACAAGCACCCAAAGGAGCACCACAUAUUAUUCGUUUAGUUGAAUCCAACAGUCCCGCAGCAGCGGGUGGUCUUCGAAUACAAGAUGUUGUAUUACAAGUAAAUGGUGAAGAUGUUGAGGGUAUUGAGUAUGAACAUGUUAAAAGAAAUAUUCAAGAAGCACGAGACCGAAAAGGUUUGAUUGAACUUUUGGUAUGCGACUUGACUAAUUAUCAAAAGUUGAAAAAAAAUGGAAUAAAAUUUAAUACGAGAUCAGCGAUUAUUAUGGAAACUCCUGCAACAAUCCCGGCUGAAUACAUGAAUAUGCAACAGAGGACACCACGUACAUGCCAAAUUAAUUUGAGACCGGGUGACGAUAGUUUUGGAUUCGAAGUUGCUAAUGGAGAACAUGAUACCGGAGCUUACAUCCAAGAUGUGACACCAAAUAGUCCGGCAGCCUUAGCUGGUUUAAGAAAAAGUGAUCGUAUUAUUGAAAUUGAUGGUAAAAAAGUCAAUAGUGAUCUUUCAGCAUCGAUCUUGGAUAAAUUACGUAAAGCGAAAGCGAAAAGAACUGUUAGGCUAUUUGUUGCCGAUACUGAUACGUAUCAAUAUUAUCGCGAUAAUAAAAUGACGCUUAGUUCGCGUGCUAAAACUCGUUCAGCGACAACUCCAUCGUUAUCCGGAAGAAGUACAGCCAGUAGUAAGGAUCCAUAUUUGAAUGGGCAAUCGCCAAUAACAAAUUAUCCUCCUUCCAACACGUCGACGAUACGUGACGGCGGAAAUAGAAAUCAAUCAAUGAGUUUAAGUGUACCUAAUUUAUCCAUACCAAUAAAUGCAUCUAUACAACAGCAAUUAAGACCAGAUCAGGAAGAUAUUCGAUUGUGUACAAUAAAUCGUUCCAAUGCAAAUGAGACAUUUGGAAUUGAAUUGAAUUAUCAUAGACAAGAUCGAUUUCAUUCAUUAACACUAAUUGAUGAACAAUCAUUAGCUAAACAUGCCGGUAUUAGAGAUCAUGAUCGACUUAUCGAAGUUAACGGUGAGAAUAUAGAACGACUCGAUCAUGAUUACGUAACAAACAAAAUUAGACAAAUACGUCAACCGAAUCCCAUAAACCAACGUUUACAAUCAUUAGAAUUACUUGUUUGUGAUGAACCAACAUAUAAUUAUUAUAAACAAAAUAAUAAAACAAUAUAUAGUGGCUUAUCUACCGUACGAAGACUACCACCUAACAUGCCACAAACUUACACAUCCAUGAGAUCAGAUCAUUCACAAGCAACAAUCAUACCUAGUUAUGAUAGUAAUCGUCAGAAUUCAAGGCAGCCAACACCAGCACAACAAGAGCAACUACCAUUAGUAAAUGGAUAUAGUUAUAACGCGCCUACAACGAAUCAAUCCAUAUUAAAUCGCGACGGACAAUCGAUGCAGGGAACAUUUGCUGACGACCGUUCUAUUCCGCCAUUCAACAGUAUUGUUAAUGAUCACAUUCCUAUCCCAACAUAUCUACCACCGCAGCGUCCAUCGUUGCAAACACGCAAUGUUGGAGUACGUAAAGAUGAUGGUCUACGUAACGGAUUUGGAUUCACGUUUCGAACAAGUCCAACUGAAUCACCACAAGCACCCUAUAGUCAUAUCAUCACCGGUAUUGAUAGCAAUGCGCCUGUGUCAUCAAUGGGUCUGAAAAUAAAUGAUUAUAUACUGUCAAUUAAUGAUGAAGAUGUUGAACAUUUAACACAUGAACAAUUAGAGGAUAAACUAAGACGAAUAACAAAUACUGAAAAUGUACGUUUGUUAGUAGCAGAUGAAAAUGUCUACAGAGUUUAUAGACAACAAAAUUCGCUUAAUAAUAAUAGUUCAUUUACGCAAAAUCCGUUGGAAGUCCAGCACAAUAAUGUGAGAACAUAUCAACUACAACGAACUCCAAACUUUGAAGGAUAUGGUUUUCGUGUGACAUAUCGACCAAAUGCUUUGGAUGGUGGAACACCACAUCAAAUUAAUCAAGUCGAAAGAAACUCACCAGCGGACAGACAAGGUUUACGUAAAGGGGAUUAUAUAUUACGUGUUAAUAACCAAGACGUGGAACAUUUAAAUCAACAAGAAUUUAUGGACCUAAUGAAAAGUGUGACAGGUAACAAUAAUCGGAUUUAUAAUCCCGAUUUACUCACGUUAGACGUGAUGGAUGAAGAAACAUAUCGCUUCAUUCGACGUACACCACAACAAAUUGUAGGACGUACACCACCAAUCUCUACUUAUAAUUUACCAGCAACUUCAUCAUCGAUGCUAAGUGAUAGAACACCAACUCGUGUACCACUAUUAAAUAAUAACAGUGACUAUGUCACUACAUCCAGUCCUUAUAUGAAUGAUGAUAUACCACAAGAACAAUAUCCAAAAUUACGUCAAUGCCACAUUCGUCCAUGGCCACAUUAUCAGCAAUUAGGUUUUAGUUUAACACAAUCGGAUGGUGGCUAUACGAUUCAUCAAUUAAGAUUAGAUUCACCGGCUGCCCACACUGGUAUAAGAAACAAUGAUCAUUUGAUUGAAGUGAACAAUGUUAAUAUAGAAAAUACGUCAUACAGUCAUGUGUUAAAUUUAAUUGAUACGUCGUAUAAUAGAGAUGGUGAAUUGAACUUAUUGGUUAUUGACGAUGAAGGUUAUCAAUGGUAUAAACAAAAUCGAUUGAAAUUUGAUCCAAAAUCUCCCUAUUCCAACAUAGAAAGAAAAAUAACACCAGAAACACAAACUGUGUUUACAUCCGCAAACACACUUCCACAACGCUUUAUUACCCAGGAACAGUUGCCAAGUCAAAGUGAAAUACAUAUACCACCUACAACAUACAUAGCGCAUAAUAGUAGACCAUCAUCAGCAGGUCCUAAAAUGUAUACACCAUCAGCAGAUGGUGGAAUGUACAGUACUCAUAUGAUUCCACAACGAAUAUUUCCUGAUUAUCAACAACGUCAACCACCACCAAGUAUCUCUUCUACACUCAGCAAUGCUGGACGUUUGAGCCGUGCUGCCGUCGAUGUUGUUGAUAGCAAAUCAAUGUUACGUUUUUGUCGUUUAAAUACUGAACCCGGAACACCUUUUGGAUUUGAAUUACAACAAAAUGAAAAUAGACAACAUGUUAUAAGAAAUGUGAAACGAGAUUCACCAGCAGCUAGAGCUGGACUGCAUAAUGAAGAUCGUGUAAUCGAAGUUAACGACGAGUCUGUUGUAAACAAAUCACAUAAAGAUGUAUCAUCAAUGAUUAAAACCUCCAGUAUCAAUGGUCUAUUACGUUUAUUGAUUCAACCUAGUAACAUUAAACCAUUGUCUGUAAAAACAGUCAAAUCUAAAACAAAAUCAUUACCGUCAUUAACUGAUCAAACUAUUUAUAAUAGUUAUGAUUCAGAAUAUGGUGUUGGUCAACAUACCCCGUAUGCAAAUAGUUCUUAUGCAACCCACUAUGACCCAACUAUGUCCCACAAUCAAUAUGGAAGAACACAGGUGCCAACAAUGGUUAAAUAUUUGUCCACAUCGCGUGUAGAUAAUCUGGGUCUGACUGAUCCAACACAAAAUUAUCGCCCGUAUAGUGCAAAUGAUUUUCUACCAACAUCUGUCUAUACACAUCCACCAUCUGUUAUCAAUCCGUACGUAUCACAACAAUAUGCACCAUCAAAUCCGUUGCCCCGAAAAUGUUUGCUUAUACGCGAUCCCAGAUUUCCAGGAUGUGGAUUUAAACUAUUAGAACGUGAAAAUUACGAUACACCAAUUGUUGUUGAAGUAAAACAAAAUAGUCCAGCAAAACGUUCAGGAUUAGCUGAAGGCGAUCAUAUUAUUUAUAUUGAUACAAGAAAUGUUCAAGCAAUGACAUCAUUUGAUGAAAUGACACAAUUAAUACAUCGUACAUUUGAAGAACAAGGACAAAUAACACUGGUAACAUUAACAUCGCUUGCUUAUCAUACAUUGAAGAAAAAAGGUGGUUAUUUACAACCUGAACCAUUUGAUUAUCAAAAUCCUAUUUCAGAAUUAAUAACAAUAUUUCCACCACGUCUAUGUAAAAUUCAGUUGUUAGGUCAUGAACAAGAUUUUGGUUUUACACUUCAAAAGAUAAAUCCAAUUAAUAUUAAAGACGUUACACCAGGAUCAGCAUCAUAUGAAUAUGGUCUGCGGCCAGAUGAUAGAAUAUUGGAAAUAAAUGGACGAGAUACAACAACAUUAACAUCACAACAAAUUGUUGAUAUAAUUGACAAUAGUAAAAGAUAUCGUAGCUUAGAAUUACUUGUUAUAGAUACUUCUGGUUAUAACUGGUGUCAAAUGCAUGCAAUACCAUUAAAUUCAUCUUUACCAUUUGUGCAAAUACCUAGUAGACGAGGUAGGUUUAAUUUCUUUUAUUUAGUCUAUACACCAGUUUGA
Molecule: messenger RNA, 4449 nt
Organism: Didymodactylos carnosus
Lineage: Eukaryota; Metazoa; Rotifera; Eurotatoria; Philodinida; Philodinidae
Source: the annotation of a GenBank genome assembly